This is a messenger RNA of Aethalodelphis obliquidens (Pacific white-sided dolphin), 1886 nucleotides long. RefSeq names its product heat shock transcription factor, X-linked-like. Gene Ontology annotation, biological process: regulation of DNA-templated transcription. The coding region runs from base 882 to 1475 and encodes 197 amino acids. The transcript has a single exon. Gene Ontology annotation, molecular function: DNA-binding transcription factor activity; sequence-specific DNA binding. Lineage: Eukaryota; Metazoa; Chordata; Mammalia; Artiodactyla; Delphinidae. The record is from RefSeq and is a predicted model, not a curated record.
GAGUAGGGUGGGGGGCAUCAGUGGAGGUGGCCGCACACGUGGGGAGAACGUGCCAGAUGGGCGGUUGUGCAUGGCCGCCUGUCUGAUGUCCGAGCAGCAGGUCCCAGAGCAGGAUGGCAGCACUCACGGCCUGGGCAAACCCAGACGGGGGUCCCGUGGACAGCGAUCGGCAGAAAGUGAGCCGCACCGUGGGUGAAGGCUCAGGGCCAUCGCUCCGUCCCGGGUGAUGGGAAACUAGGUGUGCAGAGUGGGACCAGCCUGGGGUGGACACGUGCAGGCUGAGGAGCCGCAGGGGACAGCGGCCUGAACUCCUCUGUGCCCAGGAGCUCACCCAUCACUGCUGCAGCCCCUCCCUGCACCUCCUGUGGACCGACGGCAGGGCCUGGAGAGGGUCUCUGUGGAGGACCAGCUGCACGGCCUGUGACGGUGCCGAAACGGCAGGGUGCCUGCACCCUUGAUCGUGGUCCCUGUCCCGGACGUUGCUCGUGCUUGAAAUCAUGGGUGCUGUGCACGGCCCGGAAGGCCAGGGGACACACAGGAGGACUUCUGACCUCGUGGGUCACACGUGGGUCCGUGCACGUCUGCCUGGCCCGGGGGCUCCGGGACCAGAAGGCCGUGGCCGGUUUGCACGAGCGCUCGGCCUGCGGCUCUGCACCCGUGCACGAGUGUCUUCGUGCCCCCUGCGAUGACGGGCGUGAAGCAGGAGGCUGACAUGCUGACGGGCCUGCCCUUUAGGAUGUCACUUCCUGGCUGGGCUGUGCUGCCACCCCCGAGCAACCGGAGCACUUCUGUGAGGGGCUGAGCGGGAGUGUGAGCCCAGGGUGCUGCCGGCCGCGCUGCACUGUCCCGUUUACGUGGCGGAGGGGCACGCCGCGCUCCGCAUGGCUGCGGACGAGAAGGGCCCCGCCGCGGGCAGGGCACCCGGCUUCGGCGAGGCGCCUCUUCCUCCCGACACAGCGGCUCCGGCCCUCGGCUCAGGGAGCUGCACCCCCCAGUCCCUCGCCCUGGACCAGCCCGUGCCCGCGGGGCACCCCGACCUCAGGCUGCUGCCUGGAGAAGCCGCUUUCCAGGAUUUGACGGAAGAGCCUUUGUUGAAAAGGCCUCGCACCGCCUGCGAGGCCGUGUGGGAAGGCAGCCUGCUCUUCCACCCCUUUCCCAGGAAGCCGUGGACGAUCGUCCACAGCAGUCGCUUUGCAUCCAUUGGGUGGAAUGAAGACGGGACUUGCAUAGGCGUCAACAGGCCGCUGUUUCAAAAGGAGGUUUUGGACAGGGACGGCCUAGACAAGGUGUUCAAGACAGAACGUGUGGAGAGCUUCAUCCGCCAGCUUAACCGCUAUGGAUUCAGCAAAGUGUACCAGGACAUGCACACGUCCCUCUGCAUGACCAACCUGUCCACGAAGGAGCGGCCCGCCCACGUCCUGAGCGAGGUAAGGAGGGCGGGGGAUGGCGGGGGAGGAGCCCUCUCCAGGGACUGAGCCGCUGGGUCCGGGGGUGGGGGUGGGGGGGGCGGGUGCCAACCCCGGGGCCGCCUGGGACGGCGGCAGGCGUGUCGGGAGAGCUUCCUUUAAAGGUGGUACUUGGGCACCGGCGUGACGGCCGGAGCUGGCAGUGCCGCGCGCUGUGUUGGGACGUUGUUAUGGGGGGACCCGAAGCGUUCUCAGCACAAGGACGUCACUUCUCUCCCUCCUCCUUUUCCCUUUGGUGUGUCUGUGUGAGGUGAUGCGUGUGAACUGGACCCCCUGUGGUGAUCAUUUCACAGCACACGCGGGCAAGGCGUCAUCCUGUACUCCUGACACGUGGGCAGUGCCGCUCGUGCCUGACACGCAGUCACAGCGGGGGACAAGAGGACACUGCUGCAACGCUGGCCCUUCCCGUCCUCCUGCUCG